AUGGCUAUCGAAGUUGUAUCUGGUAGAACGACACCGUUGUCGGCGGCGGCAACGCUCAUAGGCACUCCCACCGAGGACCUCAAGGGCUCGCCUAUCGAAGGAGCCGGCGUAUACAAUCAAUCGGCAUCUGACAUCAUUGAACUGCUAGCGUCUCGUUCAGUUACCAGCUCCGCCGUGUACAUUUACGAUGUCGCUGAACAAGUAGGGUUCGGAACGCUGACUAAAUCAUGGUCGUCCACUGCGCCAGUCAUUAGCCUCCAGACGAGGGCAGGUGCCGGCCUUAGUCUUGUUGGACGGCUUUCUGAAGGCAGUAGCCAGGAUGUGGUGAAGGGAGCAGUUCUCACUGCUUACACUACACCCGCUGGGCUCGCUGCGAUGGCUCAAUCAUUGUCAUAUUUGCCCUCUGCUACUAGUAGCAGUAGGUUGAUUAUCCAGGUUCCGGCAGCCACCACUGUCGGUCCAAGCUUCGCGCUCUCCCCGACACUCGCAUCCCUCUCUACAGCUUUCACCAUCCUUCCCGAUAACCUUGUUGUCUUGUUGUCUGCUACUCCACAGGAGUCCAUAGAUCUUGCCGCGCUUUCGUACAAGCUUACGUCCUCCCAUGUUGUUCACAUCUUCGAUCACCACAGCAUCUCGCGCGAAAGCGAACUCAUUCGGUGGUCUGGAUAUCAACUAUUCGACUACGUCGGUGAUGUAAAUGCAGAGACGGUGGUUGUGUUGUUGAAUGGACCCUUGGCACUGAUGGCGAAGUCCAUUGCGACUCGCACUAGUGGUCUUGGCGUUGUGGUUGUAAGAGUGUUGAGGCCAUGGGAUGGGGAUGCCUUCAAGCAAUGUCUCCCUGAUACUGUGAAGGAGGUUUACGUCUUUGACGACGUUCCCAAUGAAGUUUGCCAAGGCAGCCUAUUCGUCGAUGUCUUUGGAUCGCUGUAUGGCCCUAACUCUCCAGGGCCGCUUGUACGAGCUCAGCGGGUGACACCCACAAGGACGUCAUCCUUCCUCUCAGACCCCACUCAGUUUUCGACCCUCCUCACUCAACUCGCACACCAAGUUCCUGCUGCGGUCCAACUCGACACCUCUUCAACCAGGAAGCUUCUGUUCUUCAGUACCCCAAAGUCGACCCUUUCUCCUCUCCCCCAGACUGUGGCGAAUUCGUUUUCCAGUACGGUCUCUGCUCGCCUCCUUACCGACCAUGAUAUUUUCAACAAAUCUGGAGGCGUCACUGUGGACAAGAUUGUGCUUUCUUCGCACAACGAGGACACAGAAAUUCUCCCUAUGGCUGCAGCGUUCCCCACGGGGACAGCAGACUUCAUUUGCGUCCUUGAUGCGAGUCUACUGAAGUCUCACUCAUUGCUCAAUCAAGCCAAGUCUGGCGCAAUAGUGCUCGUCGUUACCCCAUGGUCCUCUGAACUACCAUCCAACCUACCCGCUGCUGUCUUGUCGACAGCGGUUGAGAAGAAACUCCGUAUCUUUACCCUAGACGCCAAAGCCAUCUCAUCUGACUUGGGAGCGGAAGUUGGGGCAGCUCAGGAAGCUGUUCAAAGACUAGUUGUUUAUAUUGCAGUUCUGAGGCUUUACCUCGGGAAAGCGGCCAGUGAGCCUGCUGUUCGUAAGCUCGCAGAAGGUGUUGCAAGGGAGGUGGCUCAGGGUGGUCAGCUUGCGAAGAUCAGUGCUGGCUCUUGGGCUGGUCUCGAGGAGGUCGAAUUACACAUCCCUCCGGCAGCGGCCGAGGGUGAAACAAAACCUCCCUCUCCACUCAAGCAGUUUGAGUUUAAUGCUAUCGCUGUGGAGACCGCCGAUGGCCAGAUUGUCGUCAAUGGCUCAAAAAUUUCUUCGUGGCAUGAUGCUGCUAAGCACCUUCUGUUCCCAUCCGUCUUCACACCUCCAACGCCCCCCUCGGAGGAAGCUGAAGAGUACCUUCAGCAUCCUUCUCUGCGACCAGAAGUACCCGAGCAUACCUACCUUGUGACUUGCACGGUUAAUCGCCGCUUGACUCCUCUGGAGUACGACCGGAACGUCUUCCACCUGGAGUUCGACACGGAAGGCACUGGCCUCAAGUACGCUAUCGGAGAGGCCUUGGGCGUGCAUGGGUGGAAUGAUGAACAAGAAGUUAUCGAUUUCUGCAAAUGGUAUGGCGUCGAUCCCGAGCGAUUGAUCACCAUCCCAGUGGCUGCAAACGAAGGGAAGAUGUACACUCGCACUAUCUUCCAGGCGCUUCAGCAGCAAACCGACCUCUUUGGCCGGCCGCCGAAGUCGUUUUACGCUGAGCUAGCUGCAUAUGCUACUAGCCCUGCCGAUAAGCUAGCGCUUCAGUUUAUCGGCGCACCUGAAGGGUCGUCUACUUUCAAGAAGCUGGGAGAGAAAGAUACUGUCACAUUCGCAGAGGUCUUGCAACGAUACCCUAGUGCGAAGCCAGGCAUUGAGACUCUAUGCGAGAUGAUUGGAGACAUCAAACCCAGGCACUACAGUAUUGCAAGCGCGCAAAGCGUGGUUGGCAAUCGAGUCGACUUGCUAGUGGUCACCGUGGAAUGGACCACACCAAGCGGCUCCCCUCAUUAUGGACAGUGUACUAGGUAUCUAGCAGGUCUCAAGGUUGGGCAGAAGGUGACCGUUUCCAUCAAGCCUAGUGUUAUGAAACUCCCGCCCGACAAUAUGCAGCCCAUCAUCAUGGCAGGUCUUGGCACCGGAGCUGCUCCCUUCCGGGCCUUCCUACAGCAUCGCGCUCUGCUCGCUCAACAAGGCAUCCCUGUGGGACCCACCUACUAUUACUUCGGUUCGCGACAUCGGCAUCAAGAAUACCUUUACGGUGAAGAGAUAGAAGCGUAUAUCCUCGACGGCACGAUCACAAAAGCUGGACUUGCAUUCUCUCGAGAUGGAGCCAAGAAAGUAUACAUCCAGCACCUCAUGCUCGAGGACGCAACCGAUCUCGCAUCCCUGUUGAAGAACCAGGAGGGGGUGUUCUACCUCUGUGGCCCAACUUGGCCAGUGCCGGACGUGUACGAAGCGCUUGUAGGUGCGCUGGUCAAGAACGAGGGUCAUACGCCAGAGAGCGCUGGGGAGUUCUUGAUGAGUCUUAAGGAAGAAGAGCGUUAUGUUUUGGAAGUGUAUUAG
Messenger RNA from Suillus paluster, 3108 nucleotides. RefSeq lists its product as uncharacterized. Gene Ontology annotation, molecular function: FMN binding; sulfite reductase (NADPH) activity; flavin adenine dinucleotide binding. The record is from RefSeq and is a predicted model, not a curated record. The transcript is spliced from 4 exons. Lineage: Eukaryota; Fungi; Basidiomycota; Agaricomycetes; Boletales; Suillaceae. Gene Ontology annotation, cellular component: cytosol. Bases 1 to 3108 code for a protein of 1035 amino acids.